Daphnia magna is the source of this 3112-nucleotide messenger RNA. Its product is annotated as protein timeless. Bases 93 to 2636 code for a protein of 847 amino acids. The record is from RefSeq and is a predicted model, not a curated record. Gene Ontology annotation, biological process: replication fork arrest; DNA repair; DNA replication checkpoint signaling. The transcript has 12 exons. NCBI's taxonomy places the organism in Eukaryota, Metazoa, Arthropoda, Branchiopoda, Diplostraca, Daphniidae. Gene Ontology annotation, molecular function: DNA binding. Gene Ontology annotation, cellular component: replication fork protection complex.
AUCUCUGGUGGUAGUACUCAGUCGGAUGCUAGCACUACUUGCGUCACCAGCAGAUUUCUUUGAGUACAAUACGGUGUGGUCAAACGUACAUUAUGGAUUGGAUGACGUUAACCGUAGGCAUCCCUUGUUUAUCUCAUGUCCCGCUAGGCAUGUUCUACCGAGAUAAAUACUACAUUAGCGACGAAUGCUUGGCUUGCCUUAGCGAAAUUAACGCCAAAAUCAAUUGUGAGGAUCCAAAUACUCGUCCUCUUCGACGUGCCCUCAUCUUUAUGGACAUUUUGAAUAAGGAUCUUAUCCCUAUUUUGAUCCACGUGAAUCAACCUAGCAUUAUCCGUUCAACAGUCGAACUGCUUAUUUGGUUAACUAUACCCGUCGAUUGCCUGAUUCCCGCACGCGAGAUGCCCGCUGACAUCUCGAUGCCCAAGUUCAUGGUCCACGAGUUUACGCAAUUUCUCUGCAGUGCAAAAGCAGCGUUUUUGGACCCUAACGUUACCCAAGCUGUCGUUGAUCGCCUUUCAUUUUGUUUAACUCAUCAGCCAUUAACUACGAGAAAUUGCGAAUUCAUCAACUAUUUGCUUUUGCUCAUCCGUAACGUCCUGUAUGCUCCUGAACGACAUAUCAAUAUUACGGAAACUGAAGAACGUAUGCACCCUGUGGGACACGACACUGCGUCUGAUGGCUCGCAGCAAAGGCGACUCAUUUGGGUCUUAUUCGCACAAGGAUUUGACCAAAUUCUCAUCAGUUUGCUGACAUAUUCGCAAAAGGGCGAAUGGGUCAUGACAAUCGUUCAACUCAUUGCUCUCCUCUACCAGCGGCAUCCAGCAGACAAGAUGCAAAAACUGUUGGACAGGAAGGCAAAUACAAACUGUUCAUCUAAAGAUGAUGACGCGAGCAACACUUGCCAAUAUUUCGACUCGACCAAUUCCACUAUUACCGGUUCUUCAGCAGCAGAAGACAUUGGUUUAAGGUUUGCCAAUUGCCCCGAAACAUCACGAAAAUAUGAUCCUUCGGUACCAAUGCAAGAUAAUGAUAGAAAUGGAGUGAAUGUUCAACGGAUCUCAAAAGGAAAAGAGGAAAAAAAAUCGAAAGGAACGAGUCACAAGCAAAAGCAGAACAAACACGGUAAAUCGCACCACUUCAAAACGAAGAUUAAAUGCGAUCCGUCGGAGGAAGACGUGUCGCAGCUUCUGGUAGAAUUCAUCCAAAUUUUUUUGCAAAAUGGUUUCAACGCCUUAGUGGGCGAACUACACCAAAAACUGAUUCAACAGGAUGUUCUAGUUCAUUCGGAAAAGUCAUUCUUCUUAUGGCUCAUCACUUAUUUCAUGCGCUUCGCGCCACAAUUAAAACUGGAUGAAAAGUACUUGAAAAAUGUUUUCGUUAUUGAUCUUCUUUGCCAUCUGACGUGGGAUGCGAUUCAUCAGACUGAAGAAUUUGAAGUAAAGUCACUACAACCGUCACUCGAUCUAAACCCGUUUUUGCGACGUCUGCAUCUAGGAAUAACUGCCAUCAGCGAAUUCCUUCAAGCAUUGGACGCAUAUUGUACUCUGGCUGAAUCGAAGCAAACAAUUGGCAACUCAAGAGAAAAUAAAAAACAAUCAAACAUUUUCCAACUACGGGAAUACUUGCUAGCCAUUAAUGAUCUUCGUCAACUCUUUUUGCUCCGACUACGUUUGUUCAACCCUAUCAACCAGAGUCGGCGAUAUCUCUGUGAAAUCAUCAAAGCUAACCACAUCCUUUUGCUUUCCCUUGAACGUGCUACCAAGCUGUCGGCGUCACAAAAGAGCUUUGAUAUUUCUGAGCAUUUAAAACAAUUUUGUUGCAGGACGAUAAUGGCUCGAUAUGGAACUGCCCUCAGAGAUUUUAAGACAAACGGCCCUUUUGUCAACGAUUCCAUUUUUACGGUAUUGCAUCACGUCGGUAUUGAUCUAGGUCAAGUUGAUCUCUUGUGCGAUCCUGUUAUCUUACACAAUUUCAGCCAAAUUUGGGCUUGCGAAUUCAAGUUGUGUGAAGAUUGGGAAGAUCUUAUCGAAUACGUUGUACAGAAAUUUAUGCAAGACUACCGGACUAAGACCGACGGCUUCGAUGAGGGGUCGGUCCCCAGGAUCCCUGAUCAAAUGCAGGAUAAGCAAAUAUCCUUAUACAACCAUACAGAGUCGACUGCUUGCGAAAAUCCUUCUUUUACAGAAGCAGAGCUGGCCGAGAUUCAAAUCCUAAAAACCCAGCUUGUGGCUUCUGGAUUUCAGCAACAGUUAUGUUGGAUUCAGAAAUCUUUAUUGGUAGCCUGCUCCGCCCGUUUGGGUACGUACGUUAAUGAAGAAUUCCGCAAUCCAGUUGCAUGUCUGAGUCUUAAAAUGAGAUUGCCCUGCCCCAUAAUUCCAUGGACGGAAGUCCAAGCAUCAGCUCUUAAUUCCAAUCUUUUCAGACUUCUUUUGCAUCGGAUAGGCCUUCAAACAUCCGUCGCUCAGACUGUCCCUUUUCCGCGAAUUCCGUUUGCAUGGUCGGCGGAAACUUUAUACCGCGCUGCUCUAUUUCUUGGUCCCGUUGACAGUCAGAAUAUCGACUUUGACUUGCAGUGUCUCACUAAAGUUGAACUACAAGUCCCGCCCUGUCACAUUAAUUCGCCUGCCGAUGGUUAAUUUUGAGUGAGAUGUAAGUUAAACACUAUCCAAUAUGGUGAGUAGGAUACCCAGCAACGUAGUAGGCGAUUCCCUACAGGUCUUCAGUUAAUUACACUCCAUGAUCCCAAAGUUGUUUUACUCGAAAUGAUACUCCCAUUAAGUUUGUAAAUUUUUUUCAGACCAUGUCGGUAUUUUCAAGCAUUUGUUGUGGAUUAUAUGGUAAAAUUAGUUAUAUGAUGUUUGUUGUCUGUUGGGAAAUGUUUUGACGUCACUGAUAACCUCGUAUAUAGCCUCACAGUCUAAUGCUCACGAGAUUCACGUGUUUUCUUCUUCCUCGACCCUUUGUAACGUGACUAUACUAAAAUCAAUUGAUCAUUUUGAAAAUCAUCAUUAGUCUAAACGUGAUUCUAUCGGAAUACGAAUUCCAUUCUCAAAUCUUUAUGCAAUGAGUUGUGGUAGGUGUUGUGGUAGGCCGUAAAAAUCCAUUUCCAGUU